This is a messenger RNA of Effrenium voratum, 2652 nucleotides long. The record is from the annotation of a GenBank genome assembly. Lineage: Eukaryota; Dinophyceae; Suessiales; Symbiodiniaceae.
AUGGCUGCCAGUGCAGCGAGUGCUGGCCACGGCGCGAAAGGAGUCAGCGAGCCAAAGAAGCCGCCAGGCGCCGAGGAUGGGAGCAGCUCCUAUGAGACGACGUCCGAGGACGAGAUGCAAGGCGCUGGUCCUCAGCCCAGUCUCGGCGCGUUGCCGCCGCCGGCGGCUGCGGCUGCGGUGCGCCGAGACGUGGCGGUGGGCCCGGACGAGCCGUUCCAGGCGCCCAGGCCACCGCCAGCCAUGCUGGAUGUCGCCUGCCAAACGAAGGAAUCCGCCUUCGAGCGGUCCGUCCGUCAUGUUGCAGUCGGCGAUGACGCGCCGUCCGAGCAUCUAGGUCCACUAGAAACGCCCCACGCGAAGCGAGUCGCUGAAUGGGCGGUUCCGGAGAGAAAGAAACGCAGGAAACACAAGAACAAGGACGUCACCAGCGAGCAGGUUCUGGACUCGGUGAAUGUCCUCUCUGCUGACGCUGGUGCAGGGCCGGACAUGCAGGAACGUGAGGCAAAAGAGCCACACGUUGAGCCGAGACUGGCGAGCGCCAGCGAGCCUGAGCCCAGCCAGCCCAGAGAAGGGAUCAAAGAGCCAGCCGUGCACGAAGCGCCGGCACUGGCGGCACUGGCGGCACCAGCGGCGUCCGCGACGUUGCCGGAGCUCAAGGAGACUGAGCCGCCGGCGACCCCGUCGCCGGUGACGCCCACACCCACGCCCACGCCGACGCCGCCGGAGCCGCCGGCGGAGCCGCCGGCGGAGCCACCGGCGGAGCUGCCGGCGGCGAAGCCGACGGAGCCGGAGGCGACGCCCAGGGCGGAAGCGGCGGAGCCGCAGCCCAAGUUCGAGGCCAGCGAGGCCAGCAGUGAAGAGGAAGAGAUGGAGGAGGAAGAGGAAGAGGAGGACGAUGUGGAGGAGGAGGUAAAAGGAACGAUUGAAGAGGAAAUGAGAGCUAAGGAAACAGAACAGCAGCAGCCAGAAACGCGGCCGCAAGGCAGUGCGGCCAAAGCAACAAAGGAGCAAGAUGCGAAGAUCUUAAUGGCUGAGAGGGCUAACGAAGAAGAGAGGGGCCAAGAACACAGGGAACAGGUAGCUCCGCGGGUGAGGUCAAGGGAAGGAGACCAACGUCCAGAUGAAAGAGGACCCAGGCCUCCCAGCCGUGACCGGCGCCGCAGCCCUCUCCGCAGCCGGGACGCGCGCGGAGACGGGCGCCAGCGAGACCGGCGGCCGGUGCUGCUGCGCAGCGCGCAGCGCAGCAGGAGUCGCGGGAAGAGAGACAAGCUGAAGGCGCCUCGAGGGGGCAGCGCUUUGUCUCCUGAGUCUCAUCCUAUCCUACCUAGCGGUAAGGCCAGCCGGAAGAACGGUGGCAAGCCCCGAAGCCCUCGCCGGCGCAAGGGGGAGAGGAGGUCGCCGGUGGCAACGUCUCACCGGCCACCCCGCCAUUUGCCACAGCGGCCGCGGUCACAACGACGGUCGCCGCGGCGGUCGCCGCGGCGGUCGCCGCGACGAUCCCCCCGCCGAUCUCCCCGGAGGUCGCCCCGGCGGUCCCCCCGGCGAUCGCCCCGCCGGUCGCCCCGCCGGUCGCCCCGCCGGUCGCCCCGGCGGUCGCCCCGGCGGUCGCCUCGGCGGUCUCCCCGGCAGUCACCCAGAAUGACUGAGCGCAGAUCCUCGCCUCGGCACGGGCGACGAAAUUCGAGGCCAGGCCGAUCAGCGCAGAGGUUGCCGCCAAAGUCCUCACCAAGGAGGCCAGUGGUCAAGCAAUCAUCAGCGCAGCGUCCGUUUGUGGAGCAGCCAGUGGCGAGGCAUCCAGAGGACAAACCAGCGGAGAGGAGGCCAUCUGAGCGGAGGACAUCGGAGCAGCGGACGUCCGAUCGGCGGACGCCAGGGCAAUCCCCUGGGGAUUUGGGACAAGGACUCUCCAAGUCAGCGCCCAGAGAUUGUCCGCGCCAGUCAGCCGACAGAAGGUCCCCUCGAGCCUCGCAGCAAGCCGAAGCCCAGCCUGGCGAGAGGGAGACUGUGCCUGCGGUGCCCAGCAGCGGGGCACCUCCGGGAGCUGAGGAGGACGAGUACGAGUCCUCCACUUCGAGCUCUCCCAGGCCUUCGCGGCCAGAGGUUCGGGACGGCCGCGAGGGCCGCGAACGUGAUCACGAGGGCCGCGAGGCGGCGGCGUGGCAGCAGCAGUUCAUCAGCUCCAUGGUGGCCAGCCAGAUGUCAUACCCGCGAAACUACAGCUACCCUUACCCCUACAUGGGCUUUCAGUAUCCUGUGCAGGGCGAGCCCUGGCGGGGUCCGAAUUCUCAGAGACAUGGCUAUCGCCACCGAGACUCGUACCGCGAUCGAGCGAUCACUGCACCGCGGUACAGGCGCGAUGAAAGGGAGGCGACGCAGGCCAAGCCAGCGGCGCGGCCAGAAUCGGCGUCAGAGGCUGCCGAGAAACAGCUCACCGCCGAGACAAAAUCUGCAGAGCUGCCGGCUGGGGCAAAGCAAGACGAGAAGCCUGCGGAGCCAGCUGAAGCCAAGCCAGAGGCAACAUCCGCGCCGCCAGCCAAAGGAACGCCGGAGGCAAAGUCUGCAGAACCGCCUGCAGCGGACAAGGAGGAGACCGAGACCAAAUGUACGGAGCCGCCAGCUGAAGAAGCAAAGUCGGAGGUGGGGCCUGCUUGA